AUCGCUAUCGUAGAACAACUUGCAAUUGGAUAUUCUCAUAUUACCAACAACCACUGCAUAAGAAAUAAUUAUCAAGAUGCGAAUAAUGGAGAGAAAUCUUCCUCGAUUAAGAGGAAUCUUAGAAAGAGAAGAUCUGAAAUAAAUUAUAUUGAGUUGUCAGAAGAAGACAUAGACUCAGAUUGCGAAGAAGGGUCGAUUAAGGAUCAGCCACAAAAAAGGAGUAGAAACGAAGGAGAAAGUAUGACUAACGAUAGGUCAAAAACUCCAACUCGUCAAAUUGUAUAUUCGGCAAAUCCGGACUUGUUUAAACAGCUAAAUAAAGAAAAACAGCGAGCUAAAACCACUUGUGAGCCAAUUUGUUCAAACAUAAUCGAUACAACAAACAAACUUUUAAUGGAAAGAUUGAAAAUCAAACGUGAUUAUCCAUGGGCUUCUGUAAUAAACGAGGCCACAAAAUAUAUCGAUGAAUUAAUUGAUAAUUCUGAUUCUCGCGAUAAAUUCCGAAGAAAGCUUCAACUUCCAUUUUUUCCAUAUGGUGAAACAUACUCAUUUAGAAAUCAUUAUGAAAUGCAUUGGAUUCAUCGUUUUGCUGACAAAUUAUCUUUGUUUUUUGAGGCACCAAGAAAUCCACUCUUAGAUAAAAACUCAGAAGGUUGGCUAAAUUGUCAUAUCCUGACUCCGCUAAUUGACGACUGUUUUUUAAUGUGUGAAGAGAUUCGAAUUCAUCGAGGUGAAGAGAUAUCGUUGGCAUCUACUGAACGUAAAAACUUAUUAAGAGAUGAGUCUGAAAAAAAAAAAUCUGGACACAAAAUUGAUAUUCUAUUUCGUAUUGAUGAUGUGGAAUAUUUUGGUUCAGAAACAUACGUUGAUGAAGAUCCACAAAACUCCAAACCGAUUUCCUACAAGCAUAAAAUCUUGCGAGAAAUGAAGGAUCAACUAGACCGUCUCUUGAAGAAGUUAAAAUUUACAAGGGAAACAAUUCAAGAGAUAAAGAACAUUGUUGUACAUGGAAUAAAUCAAGGAGGUCUUAACGGAAAGAUCUAUGCAAUGUACUACGAUAAUGACCUUCAGUAUUAUUUUGUUUUUGAGACAUGUCGGUAUCGGAUCGGUACUACGUGGGGAAGUAUUCCGGAAAGUCUCAUGUCUUUAAAAGAUAUUCUGUGCUUAAAGAAAGAUAUAAACAAUGUUCUUGAUACUGUCAAGAAAAUAAAAUUAACUGCUCUACGCACAAAGUCAGAGGAUUUGUUUACCAUAGAUAAUCUCCCAGAAACAACAGCAUCCCCCCUAAAAACUGCCAAGAAUAAAUAA
Molecule: messenger RNA, 1308 nt
Organism: Acaulospora morrowiae
Lineage: Eukaryota; Fungi; Glomeromycota; Glomeromycetes; Diversisporales; Acaulosporaceae
Source: the annotation of a GenBank genome assembly